Messenger RNA from Sinocyclocheilus grahami, 1186 nucleotides. RefSeq names its product myeloid-derived growth factor-like. Lineage: Eukaryota; Metazoa; Chordata; Actinopteri; Cypriniformes; Cyprinidae. The transcript is spliced from 5 exons. Bases 481 to 768 code for a protein of 95 amino acids. The record is from RefSeq and is a predicted model, not a curated record. Gene Ontology annotation, biological process: positive regulation of endothelial cell proliferation; positive regulation of angiogenesis.
CUUCCGCGUUAAAGAAAAAGGUGGAUAGUUAUCGUCCUUGUUGUGAACAGGCCUUUAGUCUAAUGAAGCCAUUCGAUUUCUUUGUGUGAGGGACAGACCAAAAUAUUGCUCUCUAUCUUAGCUCUCAAAUCAAAUCUCAUAUUCAGAUGUAAGUAGUGUCAGGUGUGACGCAGUGUUCAUCAGUUUUCAUGCAGUCUUUCAGAAACUUUUUUAUUUUUAUUGUAGUAUUAAUAACUGUAGGUCUUUUGACAGGAACUAUCGUUACCAUGGUUAUUUUUGUAAGGGUCAACAUUCUUUCAAUGCAGAGCCAUCUUCAAAAGUUCAGUUUAGUCUGGGAAAUUUGCAUAUCUCGUAGGUGGAAGCCUGGUAUUGUCAACUUGUUUAUCUAUUACAGUGAUCUGUUUCUUGGUUUCGUUUUAGAAAAAGUAUAAAUGUACCUUCACAUAUGCGUGUCAAGGAGGAACCAAUGAGCAAUGGCAAAUGAGCAUUGGACUAAGUGACGAUGACCAGAUGUUUUCCUGUUCAGUAUGGAGGCCCCAAGGGAAGUCCUACUUGUUUUUUACCCAGUUCAAAGCCGAGAUAAAAGGAGCCAAGAUUGAGUACGCCACCGCAUAUUCCCAGACGGCCGUGGGUGGACAGAGAGAUGUCGCUUUGAAGGAAGAAGAGUACAUUGUGUCAGCGUCUUCAGUGACCCACAGAGAAGGUAAAUUCCAUUCCGAGCUUUCCAAGCUCACUGUCAUUGGUCGGACACGCCACGAUGAACUCUGAUUGGCCGAUCCGAAAGAGGAUUGUCCCAUCACUCGGGGACAUUUAUUUGAGAGCUAUGGACACUCUGCCACUUAACUGCUCACUGUCAUAAGUCAAGCAAAGGAAAUCAAACCAUGGGAAGUUAUGAAAGAACGAACUUCCUGUGAUAGAAAAUACUACAGCGAUUUCCUCUAGAGGCAGCAUUACGCUAGUGGCCAAGAACUGGGUGAUUGGUAGAUGAAAAGUCUACUAUCGGACAUGAGGAAAAUAAAAUAUAUUUGUGAGGUGAUAUGAAGGCUUUUUCAAAUUAAGUUCAGAGCAGUAGAUUGAUUUCUAUUCCUGGCAGCCUUUAUCGGUUUAGGGUUUCAGCCUGACUUUGACUUCAUACCUGCAAAUCUGAUUAUCAUGAGCGCAUUCAUGCUCAUACUUACUUUCUUAA